Messenger RNA from Prunus mume (Japanese apricot), 781 nucleotides. RefSeq names its product WUSCHEL-related homeobox 3. Gene Ontology annotation, biological process: plant organ development. The record is from RefSeq and is a predicted model, not a curated record. Lineage: Eukaryota; Viridiplantae; Streptophyta; Magnoliopsida; Rosales; Rosaceae. Gene Ontology annotation, molecular function: DNA binding; DNA-binding transcription factor activity.
AAAAUGUCUCCUGCAGCAAAUUCUUCAUCAAGAUGGUGCCCAACCCCAGAGCAACUGAUGAUCCUUGAGGAGAUGUACAGGGCUGGCAUCAGAACACCCAAUGCCUCUCAAAUCCAACACAUCACUGCCCAGCUCUCCCUCUAUGGCAAGAUUGAGGGCAAAAAUGUAUUUUACUGGUUCCAGAACCACAAGGCCAGGGACAGGCAGAAGCUCAGGAGGAAGCUUUGUAAGCAACUGCAGCAACAGCAACUUCUCUAUAAUCACCACCACAAUUAUCAUAAUUACCAUAAUAACCCUUAUCAUCAUCAUCAUCACCAGCAGCAGCAGCAGCAGCAGAGCCUUCUUGGGUACCUUGACCAUCUCAGCCCUCCUGCUUCUUCUUCUACUCUUCAACAACUUUCCAACUGUCAUAACUACUCAUCAGCUGGCUUUCUUCCUCCUCCUCAGGGGGGAGUUGAAGAUGCCUUGAUGAACCACGCGUGGAAGAUGGAGAUCCCACAGAGGGUGGAGAUGGAGAAGUCCGUGAUGAGUAUGUACGGCCGUGAUUGGAUGAUGAUGAUGAUGGAGGAUGUGGGCCCACCCUCUCCAUGUUGUAGUACUAGUACAAGAACUACUACUACUAGACAACCACUCAAGACCCUUCAACUCUUCCCCAUCACCGCCACCAAUCUCAAAGAAGAAUCCUCACCCUCCUCCUCCAAUCCUCUCUCUCCUCCCACCACCCCCACACCAAAUUACUAAAAACCCCAAGCCAAGCCACUUCUUCUGCUGCAUCUCUCUC